Molecule: messenger RNA, 2489 nt
Organism: Suillus paluster
Lineage: Eukaryota; Fungi; Basidiomycota; Agaricomycetes; Boletales; Suillaceae
Exons: 6
Coding region: 132-2399 (755 amino acids)
Source: RefSeq, a predicted model, not a curated record
AAGCAUACAAGGUAUCGAGGUCCACAUAUCAUGUAGAAACAGCCACAGCGACUCCACUUCUAAUUGUUCUUCUUCAUAUAACAUUCAAGGUCAUUCUACAUCAUCCAAAUACCAUCAUCCUCCUUGACACCAUGGUUCUCCCCCCAUCCGACCUCGAGAAUGACAUUGCGAACUCAGUGGAUAAACUGCAGAGGUUGUACCCAGACACAUUUGAUGCGAAGAGAUAUCUCUACUUGCCUCAUGGAAAAUAUGCAUUCGCCGCAGAACAUACGUUCCAGGGGAAGAAUAAAAAGCAAUUAGGCCUUCGCUCAGGGCAUGGAUACCGUAUAUACGCCCGAAAUGGCGUUAUUGCGGGGCAUAAUGUUACCUGUCUCUGGAAAACUUGGAAUGUUUCUAAAGCAUGGAGAGAGUUCUUUCAAGAGUUGUACUUCUACUCUCACCCCAAGCUUUUGAGAUGGCUUCAAGGAAUCAUCGUUCCACACGUAAUUGGUGUGCACGAUGAGCCCAAUGGACAAAAGAGCGUGUUCAUGGAACCACCUCAUCACACAUUCUGGCAUACAGCACAUGCGGACCUGUCCAUCGGCGAGAAACAGGCCAUCAUUCGAGCUUACGAAGCCUUGCAUGAGCACGGUAUCAUGCACAAUAACAUCUCCGCCCAUAACAUAUGCAUAGAUCAAGAUAUGAAUGUCACACUGCUAAACUUUGAAAGGGCCCGCUGCUUGAAUGACAAGGGUAUGGACGAAGUCCCCGGGUGUGAUCAGGAGGCACUGAAGCAGGAAAUGCGACAAGUCAAAUACUUGAUUGACUACAUGGGUGCAAGGUUUAUAGAGAGCGAAAUCCUCACAGCUCCGGAAACCCCUCCAGGCGAACAGCAGACUGAGCCGCUUUGCAUCUUGGAUGUUAUUCGCUGGCUUUCAGAUGCUGAAAACACCCAUAUCAUCCCGAGCGAUAUGCGCAAUAGGCCGCUUCCAAAUGACGGACGUGGAAGAGCCAAGAAACCAACGGUCAAAGCUGGGGCAAUCGGUCAAAGGGGAUCAGCGGAGCCUAUGCAAGAUGCUGUGAGGUCUGGAUCCUGGAGUGAACCGAUCGUACCUCCCAUUCUUCUGCCAACUCUGCAACCAUCUUCAUCCGCAAUCAGUACUACGGCUUCGCCACCAUUAGAUUCUCCUGCAGAUAUACGUGGGUUCCUUCCCCUAGAUCAUCUCCCAUUUUCGAAUAGACAUGAUGCACUGCCUUCCACUUGUUUCGAAGAGGGUCCUUCUGAAACGCAGGACAUAGAUACCAGUGUGCAGCCGCCGCUGCCGUCCGGAUCUGAUUCCGGGCGCUCUCGAACUAUAUCCAGUAGCAGUCAUGAUGUCGCUGUUUACUCGUCGUCGGUCUCUCCCCUUACCCCUCCCCCGUCGCUGCUCCCAAGUACCCUGUCACCCAUUUCGGACAUCUCGGCGCAAAUUCCACAAAUACCCCCAUCUCGCUUACUGUCGGCUCAUCUUGCUUCCCGAGCAUCACCCGACCACUGUCAAAGUCGCACCUUCGUUCAGUUAUCCGACCAACUGCCUUCCCCCAAGGUGUUCUGCGACCUUACACAUGAGCAACUCCGCCUCGCGAUAAAGCAGCACAACGCGGUUGUGGAUGCUAGGUUAUCCUCACAACAUGCCAUCAUCACAGACAAAAACAAUGUCGUGUUCCACCCUGACACAAAUGAUAAUGGCAUAUACGCUACAGGAAGUGAUCCUUUCCGCAAGCGGAAGAAAAGGCGCCGGCCUACCCCUUUUCUCCCGGAAGGUUCUAGUUCCACUGAAGAUGAGACCAUCCCCAACGAGGACGAGGAAGAUGAAGAGCCCGAGCCUCAGAUCGAAGUCGACUUCGAAGAACUCGUCGAGGAAGCUCAUCUCGCAAGACUCAGAGGGCGUCGACGCAUCUCGCGACCUAGUAUGUUACCUGCCAUGGUUCUCGCCAAAUCCAUGAGGCCUGAUCCGGAGGCAAAGUCCCCCGCCAUUGCCAAACGAAGUACUUGCAUGCCACCCUCGGCAGCAUUAUCCUCGAUCGGUGAAGAGAGUCCUGGCGACACCUCAGGAGCUCCUCCUUACAGUGUGGUUUUUGUCGGAGCGAACGGGUGUCCGGAAGAGGUUUGGAAGCUCCCCGUACCUGCGUUCAUGUUGGUCAAGUCAUCGGUCGCGAGGCAACCACAGGCUCAGAAGUUCCGAAUAGAGCAGGCCCCUCGGCUGCGGGGACCUCCUCUAACGAAUUCUUCCUCUUCGCGAGUAACAAAUCAGGACACGCAAAGUCGAUCCUCCAAGAAGCGAAAGAUCGACUGCGUGGAAGGGAUUGAAUAUUUAGAACAGACGUCGAAACGCACACGCCAGGACCAAUCAACGCCUAGCUCAUGCAUCAUAUGUUAGAUUAGAUUAUAGUCAAGUCGAACCGCUCAGUUCCUAUUAGUUAUCCUCACUGGUGAUGUGGCGUCGCCAUGAAAUGCAUAAUCACGGACA